Macrosiphum euphorbiae (potato aphid) is the source of this 1155-nucleotide messenger RNA. Lineage: Eukaryota; Metazoa; Arthropoda; Insecta; Hemiptera; Aphididae. The record is from the annotation of a GenBank genome assembly.
AUGGGGGAUAUUACUGCGUUGACGGCGCGACGCGGCCAAAUCAAGGCCGUCUUGACGCGAUUUCAAACUUACAUUAGAUCGGCCGAAUGUAACAUAACUCAAGUUGUACCACGGCGUAAAAAAGUGGAAGAGGCAUGGUAUAAUUUUGAAAGUGUACAGUCGGAGAUUGAGGUUUUAGAUCAUGCAAAUCACACAAAUCAUUCCGAAUACAGAGAAGACUUCGAAAAUUUGUAUUUUGAAAUUAUCGCACAAGCUGAGCAAAUGACGAACACCAAUAGACCGGAAAUAAACACGAAUGAACAAGGGGAAGCUUCCCCGCGAAUGUCAUCGCGUGUAGGUAGCAGCGGUCCCGCGUCAUCGACAAUUAAACUGGCCCCGCUAAACAUACCAGUUUUUAACGGAAAGUACGCGGACUGGACACCGUUUUACGAUAUGUUCAUGGCGUUUGUUCAUACAAAUGAUAAAAUAACGCCGAUACAAAAAUUUUUUCAUUUGCGUGCAUCUUUAAGUGACGAACCUGCGAGUUGCAUUAAAAAUCUUGAAACAACGGCAAACAACUACGAGUACGCUUGGAAAACGUUAAUAUCGAGAUAUAGAAACGAAAAAUUAUUAAUUCAGUCACACGUUAAAGGCAUAUGUGAGUUAAGUGACGUAAAAGAAAAUUCGUCAAGUAGUUUAAGACAAUUUUCUGACGCAUUACGGGGUCAUAUGUCCGCGCUAGAGGCGUUGAAACAACAGCCAAGUAACUGGGGCCCACUGUUGACGCAUAUUAUUUGCACUAAGUUGGACGCGAUCACUCUAAGUGAAUGGGAGAUGAAGUCGCCAAAAAAUGAAAUUUCUAAAGUGGAAGAUUUAGUAUUAUUUUUAGAUGCGCGUUCACAAGUUUUGGAAGCAAUUGAGUCGUCAAAGAACAUUUCUAAAAUCGUUGAUUUGGGCUAUGAAAACAAAAAUGAAAAUCGAAAAAAUAAGUUUGGUAAAAACAAUAACAUUACUACAUCGUUAGUAUCUACAUCGGAGAUAAAAUGUUAUGCAUGUGACUUGUCACAUACAAUCUACAAGUGCCCUUCAUUUUUAUCGUUAACAGUAGCCGAGCGUAUAAAAAGGGUUAAUGUACUAGGACUCUGCAAGGUAUGUUUGCGCAAACACGAAGUUUAA